AUGAAUCGCCUGCGAUGCCGCCAGGGGAGAGGACUGGCCCUGCUGUGCGUGCUGCUGGGGACGCUGUGUGAAACCGGCGCCGGGCAGAUCCGCUACUCCAUUCCGGAGGAGCUGGACAAAGGCUCCUUCGUGGGAAACAUCGCCAAGGACCUGGGGCUGGAGCCCGAAGAGCUGGCGGAGCGCGGCGGCCGCAUCGUCUCCAGAGGUAAGACGCCGCCGCUUUUCGCUCUCAGUCCGCGGAGCGGCGGCCUGGUCACGGCGGGGAGGGUAGACCGCGAGGAGCUCUGCGCUCACAGCCCGCGGUGUCUGGUGAAAUUUAACGUCCUGAUUGAAGACAAGCUGAACAUUUUUGAAGUGGAAAUAGAAAUUAAAGACGUUAAUGAUAACGCUCCCGAUUUCCUAACAGAGGAAUUGGAAAUAAAAAUUAGUGAACUCACAAGUCCUGGAACCCGGUUUCCACUGAAGACUGCCUUUGACCCAGAUGUGGGCCUGAACGCCCUGCAGAAGUACCAGCUCAGCCCCAAUGACUAUUUCUCCCUGGCUGUGAAGAGCGUCUCUGGUGGGGCCAAGUACCCGGAGCUGAUCCUGGAGCGGGCCCUGGACAGAGAGGAAGAGAACGUUCACCAGCUGGUUCUCUCUGCCUCUGAUGGUGGCGACCCUGUGCGCUCUGGUGACAUGCGCAUUCAAGUGGUUGUUCUGGAUGCAAAUGACAACCCACCGGAGUUUCCUCAGCCUGAGUACCACGUAAGUGUUCUAGAGAACGUGCCAGUGGGCACAAGGCUGCUCAGGGUGAAUGCCACCGACCCUGAUGAGGGAUUCAAUGCUCAAGUGUCCUAUACCCUAGAUAAAAUGCCAGGAAACGCCGCUCAGAUUUUCCAUCUCGACUCAGUCACUGGGGACCUAUCAAUAUUAAGAAGUCUAGAUUAUGAAGAUGCAAUGUUCUAUGAAAUUAAAAUUGAAGCUAAAGAUGGACCAGGACUCCUUUCAAGAGCCAAGGUUCUGGUUACAGUUCUAGAUGUGAAUGACAAUGCCCCAGAAGUCACAGUCACCUCUCUGACAGGCUCAGUCCCAGAAGACGCUACCCCUGGGAGGGAAGUCGCCCUUAUCAACGUGCAUGACCGAGAUUCUGGGCAGAAUGGGCAGGUGACGGUUUUUGCCCUUGGAAACCUGCCGUUUGAUUUAGAAAAAUCCAUAGAUUACUACUACCGCUUAGUGACAGCCAGAUCCCUGGACCGUGAACAGGUGUCCGAAUAUAACCUCACUCUGAGAGCCACUGAUGGAGGAACGCCCUCACUGUCCACGGAAGCCCACAUUCACCUGCGCGUGACAGAUGUCAACGACAACCCGCCCACCUUUGCUCACACUUCCUACGCUGCCUAUAUUCCUGAAAAUAACCCCAGAGGUACCUCCAUCUUUGCCUUGACCGCCCACGACCCUGACAGCGACAGCAAUGGCCUCAUCACUUAUACACUGACCGAAGGCACCCUACAAGGGGCGCCUCUGUCAUCCUACAUCUCUAUCAACUCGGACUCGGGCAUCCUAUAUGCGCUGCGCUCCUUUGACUAUGAGCAGUUCCGAGAGCUGCAGUUGUGGGUGACAGCCAGCGACAGUGGAGAUCCAUCCCUCAGCAGCAACGUGUCCCUGAGCCUGUUCAUACUGGAUCAGAACGACAAUGUACCUGAGAUCCUGUACCCCGCUCUUCCAACAGAUGGCUCCACUGGAGUAGAACUAGCUCCACGCUCUGCUGAGCCCGGCUACCUGGUGACCAAGGUGGUGGCGGUGGACAGAGACUCUGGGCAGAACGCCUGGCUGUCCUACCGCUUGCUCAAGGCCAGCGAGCCAGGGCUCUUCGCGGUGGGCGUGCACACGGGCGAAGUGCGCACCGCGCGGGCCCUGCAGGACAGGGAUGCGCUCAAGCAGAGCCUGGUGGUGGCUGUCCAGGACCAUGGCCAACCUCCUCUUUCGGCCACCGUCACGCUCACGGUGGCCGUGGCCGACAGCAUCCCUGAUGUUCUGGCCGACCUAGGCAGUCUGGAGCCCUCCCCCAACUCAGAUGCCUCCGAUCUCACACUGUACCUAGUAGUGGCUGUGGCCGUGGUCUCCUGUGUCUUCCUGGCCUUUGUCAUUGUGCUCCUGGCGCUCCGGGUGCGCCGCUGGUACCAGUCUCGCCUGCUGCAAGCCUCUUGUGGUGGGACGGCCAGAGGGCCUGCCACGCACUUUGUGGGUGUGGACGGAGUGCAGGCUUUUCUGCAGACGUAUUCCCAUGAGGUCUCCCUCACCGCGGACUCUCGGAAGAGUCACUUGAUCUUCCCUCAGCCCAACUACGCAGACACGCUCAUUAGUCACGAGAGCUGUGAGAAAAGCGAACCCCUCCUGAUAUCUCAAGAGUUACUUGAAGCAAAAGGAGAUUCCAGGCUACUUCAGGAUAAAUACUGGGCAAAAAUGAAGUUCUCCAAUACCACCUCUGGGCGCCGCUGUUGA
Messenger RNA from Echinops telfairi (small Madagascar hedgehog), 2481 nucleotides. RefSeq names its product protocadherin gamma-A3. Bases 1 to 2481 code for a protein of 826 amino acids. Gene Ontology annotation, biological process: homophilic cell-cell adhesion. Gene Ontology annotation, molecular function: calcium ion binding. The transcript is spliced from 2 exons. Gene Ontology annotation, cellular component: plasma membrane. NCBI's taxonomy places the organism in Eukaryota, Metazoa, Chordata, Mammalia, Afrosoricida, Tenrecidae. The record is from RefSeq and is a predicted model, not a curated record.